AAAUUACUACAAAAUCUCGAAAAAGGUAUUAYUUACUUCUAAACAGACAGCUUUGGCCGGUCAGUUUUGCCUUAAUGGAACGCGCGCCAAGUGUGCAUUAUGACUCAAGCACGAUCCCUUUGUUGUCAUUUUUAAACAUGUUGGUAUUGCUCCUGUGACUCAAAUACACAUCGUUAUCCCAUUACGCAUACAAACUGAUUYUUUGCCCUUGUUAACCACGUGCGCAGUACUCUCGUGACUCAAAYACAUAGAGGAUAUUACACGGUGGCGCGAAGAUAUAAAUUUUAUUUUCGAUUGGUGAAAACGUUUUUCAUUUUGUGUAAGAGUUUUUAAAAACUCAAAGUACCAAUCUUUUACKCCACAAAACACCAGAAAUCCGACAUAAAGAAAUUUAUCAGUAKAAAACCUUUUAAAAACGAGAAAAUAAAAUUCAUAUCUUUAAGACAACGUGUAAUGUUCAUUUUAGUUAUCUGGACAAACUAAAGCGACAAGUAGAAAUGAGCGGGAAAGUUGUUUUUGUUUGACGCGCGCGUACAUCCGGGACAUUUUGAUAACUUUUUCUUAUCUUCACUGAAAAUAUKGAAAAUACGAGUAGAACACUAUUAAUCAUAUAAUAAACGUCGUUAUUUUAUGUUUACACACUGAUUGCCCUUGCAAAGAUUGUAAAGUAAGUGCACAUUGACCCCUAACACCUSUCUACACCUAUACGUUUACAUUUGAUUUUCCUUGCCAAUUAAAUGCCUCCCGCUCUUAGCCCCGUUUUCCUUCCCCGGAUCUUAGAUGUGGGAAAGUCAGUGUUAAUGAAUAGAAGCAGUUGUGAAAUGAGAUAAAUUUUAACACCGCAAAAAAGUAAACGUGCUGUUGUACGUAAAAUGUGUUUUUGUCUUCUGUUUUUACCUCGCAAAAAAAAAUGCUUUUGAACAACAAUUAUGUCACGAGAUAUCAUUGAUCAUCGAGUCACGAGACGARAUGAGGCUCCAGUAAUAAUGAUAAUAAUGAUAAUAAUAAUUUUCGAAUUUUUGACCCAAACUUUUAUACAAAGGUGUAAAUGAGAGGUUUAAAUGAAAAAAAGAAAAAAAACUGAGAAAUUGCCCAUCUCACUUUCCAUUCGUGCAGUCGUUUUUAUGACACAGGCGCUCCUGUUCAGUGAGUUGCCACCAUGUUAUAGGAAAGUUAAUUACAUACUUAGAUUUGGCUGAAAGAAGGGACUAGCUUUUAAGCUGUUUCAAAGCUAAUAUUGGCCCAAAGAUUAGAGCGGUACUGCUAUUAAUACACUUCCUGUUUUGUUCGAGUACGUCAUAAUGUACGGGACAAUUAGGUGGGACAAUUAAAUAUGAAUUAUCUACAGUGCUAAGGACCUUGCUAUCACCAGCUGAUACACCAGUAAACAGCUAAAAAACGGAUUGUUUGUCGAUACUCAGUCUAAAGUCUGAAGAUUUUUGAAACGAACUUUAAAAUUACUUGGUGUCAAGUUCAGACGCGGAACUGUUACAAGAUACUCCGACUCUCAGCUCAUCUUUCGAUAUUAGCUUGGACGUUUUCCAGAGUAAUUUUCAUUUCAUUUUAAGGCAUUUGCACUUGUUGGUAAUCUGUCAUCUUGAGUUUUUGUUUGACGCUUUUAUUCUGACUGUUGUGGUCUUUUGUGAUGGAUUGAAUAGGUCAUUACUUCUUCACGCUGCGAAAAGUAUUGUUAUCGUCCCUCAGGGAAUCAAGGUCUUCAUAAAGGUCGAAGUUAAACAAUACUCCUCUUAAAACCUUAGAUUUAUUACUCGAUUAUUAUGGGAUUGCAGACUGUCUUGGUUGGUUAUAAAGAAAACRCGUUUGURCACUUCUGGUCAAAUGUUAUGAGAAAAGCRACCAGAUCUUGUUUGCUGAUAAAAGUUUUGAGGUAAAAACUUUGACUUGGUAAGGAGCAGAAACUUCAGACAGUUGCUAAGCUGAYGACAGAGUAAGACAAACAGUGAAGUAAUAUCUAAACAAGCUUGUGUACAGUAACUUUUGAAAUGAAGACUACAAAACCUUCCAAAUACCUUUAGCAAUCACCAUGUCUCUUCAGUUGUCGAUCAAAAACGGUCGUGUACAUCAGACAAGACUUCUUCUUGAGAUAGGCACCAAUCCAAAUACACCGGACAUCGAUUCAAAGACACCUUUAAUGCUUGCUUGUCAGAUUGACAAACAAAACAUAGGAGUACGUAUUGUACGCAUGUUAAUUGACAGAGGAGCGACUAUAAGCACUAAAGAUAAACACGACCGUACAGCUCUCAGCUAUGCAUGUAUGACUGGAAAGGACAAAAUUGUAGCAAUACUUUUGGAAGACAUUGAAUAUGAUAUCAAUGCAAAGGACGAUGAGGGCAACACACCGUUAAUGUAUGCAUCUAUGUCUGGCAACGCUGCAGCUCUGAGGUCUUUAUUAAAGGUCRUUAUGAAGUAUCGUUUAAGCGUUGAUUUAAGGAACAACAAAGGGUUUUCUGCAUACUUAUUAGCUGCUAAAAUGGGACACUUCUACUGCGCUCAUAUAUUGAAAACCGAAGGUUUUGCCUCGGAUGGCAUUCGGGAUUCCGAGUACUUUUUGAGUGACAAAGAAUGGAUGAAGAAAAUCAGGAAAGAAAUUUCCCAAAUGCAGCUAAAAGAAAAACAAGCAAGGCUGUUGAGUUCACGGUCUACACCCGGCCGAGAAACUAGACUUAAUCGGCCGCAUACGUCUGCGGAUUUUAUACAGCGGCAGUCGGCCAUUGUUGACAACAUGAAGAACUGUCGACGACCGAGACCAGGAACACGACUGACCACCUACAGUGAACCUUCGAGACCAUUAAAGUUUAAUUCUUGGAUGAACUCCACUGACGAACGCAGUGUUAGCAAAAGCAGUGAAGCUUCAGCAAGCGAAACUGGUUUCUCUAUACAGUUAUCAGAACUUUGCACAGACAAAACAGAAAGUGUUCCAGCUGUWGCAAGGACCCAAACACCUGACUUGCAUGCGAUUUUAAGUCAUUAUCUUGAUCGGGAGGUCUACAAACCUGUGAAAGUAACUCCCAGGCAUAACACAAAGGUGACGUUUGCUAACGUACCUGAUGUUUGCCCAGGAAAACCUAGUCAGCUUUCAAAACAAAGAAAACCGAGUAGAAUGAUGGCUAGACAAAAUUCAAAGAAAAACUUACUUGGACCUUGAGCAUGUUUGACGUUCUGUGAAUAGGAAGAUAGAAGAGGGCAUAAAUAGUUCACAUAUUGUAUGUUUUGUUCUGCACUUAUGUGUAUUGAAUUGAGCACUGUUCAACCGCGUCAGCUACUAUUUCACUCGGCUAAGUUUCAAAAUACCGAUGCUGUGCCAUUGAUUGCAUGAAAAUCAAGGCAACUCAAGUUAGUUUUGUGAUGAGUCCACUAACGACCUAUUCAUUUGUUUACCCUUGAGGUAUUGUAAAUUUUGACAAUUGAAUCAAGUGUUACUGUAAAUAGAUAGAAAUGAUGGAAUACGAAGGAUAGAUCAGAAUAAAGAUUUGAGAAUUAACUGUU
Messenger RNA from Exaiptasia diaphana, 3507 nucleotides. RefSeq names its product histone-lysine N-methyltransferase EHMT1. The record is from RefSeq and is a predicted model, not a curated record. Gene Ontology annotation, molecular function: protein binding. The coding region runs from base 2045 to 3166 and encodes 373 amino acids. The transcript has a single exon. NCBI's taxonomy places the organism in Eukaryota, Metazoa, Cnidaria, Anthozoa, Actiniaria, Aiptasiidae.